Molecule: messenger RNA, 9945 nt
Organism: Malurus melanocephalus (red-backed fairy wren)
Lineage: Eukaryota; Metazoa; Chordata; Aves; Passeriformes; Maluridae
Gene: CD40LG
Product: CD40 ligand
Exons: 7
Coding region: 8924-9745 (273 amino acids)
Biological process (GO): immune response
Cellular component (GO): membrane
Molecular function (GO): tumor necrosis factor receptor binding
Source: RefSeq, a predicted model, not a curated record
AUCUCCUUGCUGGUAAGGACUUGGCAGCUGGCACACUGCAUCCAGCAGCUGCCAUUUGGUGCUUCCCACGGUUAUUUUCUGUCCCUCCUCUGAAUGCAGCAAUCCUGGUGGUGAUGGGAGAAGGCACGCUGGAUGUUCCUGUUUCAAGAGCUUCUGACUCCCUGAAUACUAAUGGACCUCUGCAGAGACCGCUCCAAAGGAUAGACUGGUGUAGGGUGUUACAUCUCUGAAAGUGUUCAAAAAGUUCAUCGAUGUGGCUCUUAMGCAUGUGGUUUAGUGCUGAACAUAGUGAUGCUGGGUUAGUGGUUGGACUUGGUCAUCUGGGAAGUCCAGAUGAUUCCGACCUUCAUGAUUUUAUAAUUUUCUAUUAAUUUUCUGACCCUGUGAGAAUCCACUUUUUGCCUUCCACUGUGUGUCCUCUAGUCCGGGAAUAAUUUGUUUUCACAGACAGGCUUUCCUCCUGUCUUUCUGAUGGGCAAAUGAGAUGCCAACUGCAUGCUCUAUGAGCUCUGGUAAGAGAUUAAUGCAGAGAAAUAGUCAGACAUCGGACGUGCCUUCCCUUUGUGGAGACGGGACUUUUUUUUCCCCAGCUGCAGAAAGUGGUGUGCAUUUUUUCACCAUAUGUGUGUCCCAGGACACACACUUUGCAGCUGUCUUGUUCUGACUCCUCACAUGAGCUGGCCCUGGUCCAGGUCCUCCUCUGACGGUCAGAUAAACCUUGUGGGCGGCUGGGAGCAGCAAGCUGGCGUAGCUACUCCACCCUACUUUAGUCACUUAUUAGUAGUGUUAAAAAUAGUCCCAGACUCUGCAGUGACAAACAAGAGAAAUUCUUUUGCUAUGAAAGAAAAACCUGAAGGUUUAUAUAUACAUAAAUAUAUAUAUGUGUGUGUGUGUGUGUGUGUGUGUGUGUGUGUAUAAAAGCAGGAAUGCUCAUCCCUUUCAAAAAAGGGAACACAAGCUUUUAUUUGCUCUCAUUUUUGUUCAGGUGUCAAUUAAUUUGUCCCAUCCCAGGUGAGCAAGGGCCAUCUCAUGUAUCCAUGUGGCAGGUAGCCUUUGUUAAACCUUCACUCAUCUCUGGAAUUUUUCACCAUUUUGUGGUUUUUAAUGCUCUUUUGUGGCAGGCUAUACCAAACAUGGCAGUCCUGGUCCAGGGUAAAAGUGUUGCUGCACCACUUGGCUCUGUGUUCUGUUUUCCUGAACUGUCUGGUUUAAAACAUUGGGCUCAGGGCUCCAUUCCGCUUAGCUGCUGACCCACAGAGAGCUUGGUACUCCUCUGAGCUAGCAUGUAUCAUUACACUUGGAGGAUUUCAGCAGAAAACUGGUGCAAACUGGAGGUUUUGGUGCCUCAUUAUCUGGGAGAGGUUUUGGUAUCACAGGCCAUGUCAGAGGGCUGUGUGUUGCUUCUCUGACAAUAAUGCUGCACAAGCACCUGCGCUGUGGUUGCAUCCUACAGAUCGCAGUUUUUAUUUACUGAGGAGGUGCAAAGGUGGCUGAGAGGUGGGCAGGCAGUAACUGGACUCUCCAGGGCAACACAGAAGAUGUUUCCAGCUGACUGGAGCCAUAAUCCAGCCGGCUGAGCUAAUUUAGAUGUGGUGUUCCCCAAAACAUCGCGUGAACACAGGUUAUCCACAGGCUGUGGGAGGACAGGGGAGCAGAGGUUUCCAGGGAAUGUUGCUGCUCAAGUACCAUGCAAGAUGGGUCCCCACCCUGUGGCACGUUCCCGUCUGUGCAAAGGGAUUGUAAAUCGCACUUCUUCCCAAGCCUGGAGAGGGAUAUCUCAGGGUGUUGGUAAGUCUGCUUAGAACAAGGUGUGGUUAUCCACUUCUUUGCUGUGUGAUAGUGUCUUUAGCCAUGACCAAAGAGAACCUGGAGAACCUGGUCUGGAUUUCAGUGGGAAUAGUGCUUGGCAGCUCCUGAAAUURGCUAAAAGGACAUAGUUUGUCUUAGAGAUGUCCGAUGCCUGCUGUCAAUCUGACCUGGCCUUCACAUAUAGUCCUUUCUAGACACCUUGAACCUCAAGUUCUAUUCUGGAAGAUGCCUGUUCAUCUUCACCAUGCAGGGUGGAAAACUUGCUUUGCAUCCUGCCCCUGUAAUCUCAGAUAAGUGAAGGAAAGUGAUGUGAGAGCUCCGAGUUUGUACAAAGCACUUUCAGGAUUAUUUGAAGACUGAGGCUCAUCCUUAGAGACCUGAAUCACGUACUUUUACCCUCUAGGACAAGCUCAGUGGGUUUUCUGGCUGUUGCAGACCAAGAGGUCCUUUCUGCCUAAAGUCUUCUGAGGCUGCUUUAAGCAGCAGCCAGUGCUUGGAAAAAUGAACCUGGUAAAAACUAGAAGGAUAUUGUGUAAUUGCCUGGUUUUGUGGCUCCUGGUAGUUUUACACGGCUGGGCACUGUGGUGUAAACCCACUUUCAGUUCUAUUAUUUUCUUGGCCUGCAAAACUUAAAAAAAACCUGCCUGCGUCCUUUUUUCAAAGACCCAAACAACCACACCAGAGGCUGCAUGCUGCAUGUUGUGAAAGGAAUUUGGGGGAAAUUUGUCUUCCUGCACCGCAUCCAGGCUGUGACUUAGAGACACUCUCUGCAUCAUGUGUCACUGCAACAGAGCUUUACAGUGCGCUUGUGGCAGCACUGAGAAGCAGCACUGCACGACAUCAUUAGUAGCUCUAGUGAUUCAGCUCAGUUCUUGGAAAAUUAGGGUGAGUUUGUGGGUAAGGAAGCCGGAAAGGGCAGUGAUGAUCCUCGGAGGCUGCAUUGCACAGCGGGAAGUUACGGAUAGCUUGUGGGAGGGCUGGGACAUUGUGGUGGGUUGAACUUGGCUGCCAGAUGCCCACCCAACCACUCAACAAGACAGGGGAGAAAAGUAAGAUGAAGAAGUCUUGAGGUAAGUGCUUGGGUAUCACUCUGCAAUUACCAGCAUGUCCAAAACAGACUCAUCUGGGGAAAAUAAAGGGUUUUGCUUAUCCUGCAACCUUACUUUGAGAUAAAAUCCACUCUGAAAUCAUAUUGCUCUGCGGAUUAGAGCUGGCAUGGUGAUUUUUUUCUAUAUACACGGAAUCUACUUGGCUGCUUAUAUCUCUCGAUCUUUAGCCGUCCUGGCAACAGAGAUGCCUCAUUUCACCAGCGAUGAAAUUGAGACCAGCUGACUUCUCUGAGKUAUCAUAAGCAACCUGACACGGACAGCAGGAGAAAGUGAGUGUCCUGCCUUCCAGAUCUCUCCAGCUAUAUGACCAUAUCCCAAAGGCAAACAGGAUCCACAUGCUGGCUGGCUCGUGGCCUGCAGGGGAGUGUAAGGAGGCUGAUGCUGAGGAAACCGACUGGGAUGUGCUCUAGGUUUGCUAUCCUUUCUCUUCCGCUGCUGAACCUGGUUUCCGGUAUGGUUCUCCCAGUUACUGUCASAGAUGACAACACAAUACUUAUGUGGGUAGAUUUUCUUGUGGCUCAGCAAAAUGGUGAUUGUUGAAUGAUUGUCUUCCCCUCCCUGAACACUGGGGAGAAAUAGUCUUUUUUCCCCUGUCUUUAGGCUUAAGGCCAGCAGUAUUUUCCCUGAACAGUGUAUUCGAGGUUUCCCUUUCACUGUGUUUUGCAGCAAGUGGCCAUUCCAGCAUUCAAGCCUCUCUGACUGCAUCACCUCUACGUACUACUUCCCUCCAGAUGUGCACAGGGUUUUAAGCCAAAGAUUUUCCACUUUACAAUAAGGUUGCUUUUCUGCUAAAAGGAAUUACAACCUCUGAGGUUUGGUGACUCACUCAAGAGAGUGAAGAGAAAUGUGUCCAAUAGCCUGGGCUUAUAAGGAGCUUCUCUGGAAAGAAAAAAUGUGUGUCCUGAAAAGCAUCUGUGUAUCCCCGGGUGGUGUCCUGGUUUUGCUCAGUCUGUUUUUUUGGUGGUGGGGGCAUGGGACCAAGAAACCACAAAGAUGGCUCCUCAUCAGGCUACGGUAUCAUCAGCCAAAGUAAGAGCAUGGUGGUUCUUAGUGCGUGUAGGGAAGUGUUGCUGGGGUCUCUAGAUGAGCCUGGGCACCAGCAAAGAAGCUGAAAUCCCAUUGGCCCUGCAAUUUGAUGUGGUGAUCUGUCCCCUGGACCCAUAAGUAGCACCCACUCAUGAGGCCCGUGGCUCUGUGUCUGAUUUAUUAAGCAUGAGAUACGUUUGCAGGAGUCUUCUCCUUCUCCACGAGAAACUUGUUCCUCUGGUGUGACUUCAUUCUGGGGGACCUGCAUGUGGAUAAUCAUCUUAAUUUUGUAUGGUUUUCAGCCUCAUCAUCUCCUAAAACAGAGUGCUUGAACAAGCUGUGUUUUUCUGGUUUUUCUACACAAAUUUAACAUAUUUUUUGGGAAAGCUCUGGCAAGUAUGAAGCAGCUGAYACAUUCAGGAGGUUCCAGCCACCAGCCCGUUGCAGCCUCAGUGUGGUGGGAGAGGGAUCAAGCGCAGGGCUCUGUGUGGGCAUUGCCUGGCUGCAUACUGACCCCCGUGGUGAAUGUGAGAUGAGCUGUGGUCUCUCAGCCUCUGUAAAUAUGCAGUGAGCUCCGAGAAGCACUCUGUGUCUGCCAGUAAGAGCUACUGGUGAGUAAAAACUGCGGUGGGUUUGCUUCCAGCAUCAGCAGGACACAGGAGCCGGUGUUGCAGCUUCUUCCUGGAGAUGCCCUGGUUGCAUGUCACAACCUUGUGGGCUGUGACUCACCCGGGCUGGAGCCACGUCUUGGAAAUGUAUAUCCUCUGUGUUGAAAAGGUCAGAGAGGAAUGCUGAACUGGCGCAUCCAAUGCUGUGCCCGCUGUCUGCGGGCAUGGGCAUAUCCCACAGGGUGGCCAGGGACUCUGGUGGGGUGCUGGGAGCUGAGGUGGCGCUGCUGUGGCAAGGCUGGGUAGUGGUGAGGCUUCUUUGUGGAGCCCAGCAAGUGCUUGGAGCCAGUUGAAGUCGCGGCUGCCAAGGGCUCAGCCCCACAGCGGGGGGAGGAACGGGAGCAUCCUCCCUCUCCUCCCGAGGGCUUCGUUUUGUUUGUCCCCCACACUGAUGCUAAGCACGCAGUCCCGCCUGCCUUUUUGUCCCGAAGGGGCAAGCAGGGAGGAAGGAGAGUUGUAAAGGUGAUGCUAGGACCCUCCCCACCCACCCAUCCAUCCCUCCGCGCCGUGGGAGGCAGCGCUGGCAUCGUCAACCCUGCAGUCUGCCCGGGUUUUGCUUUCCCCCACUCCUCCCCUCUCUUUUCACAAAGGGAAAGGGCAGAGCCUCGCCGGGGCGGUUCGCUGCGGUUUUGAUGGGCGCAGCAACUCCCCACCCCCUAACUCCGCGCAGUUUUCGACACUUGAGCGAGAGUAGGGGGAGGCACGGGGUGUUCUGCUCCCUUCCGCCGUGACUCAGGCAAGAGGGGCUUGUUUUGCAGGGCCAGCACCGUGGGCCUCCCCACACUGGAAUCUAUUUUUAGGAAUUUGGGAGAAGUAGGUGCAGCCUUCACAGUAAGAAGUUUCUAGUGCCAUUUGUGGUUUCACAGCUUUAGCAAAGCUCAGCAUCAGCAGUUUCGAGGCCAGGUGCUCUCUGUGGCUCAACACAGCAAGGCUGUGAUCCACAUCACCCACAUGUGGCACGAAAGCCACGUGCCCUUAGGGGCCCCUCAUCCUCUGCACAGUCACUGAGGCUUGUUUCUUUGCUGUUCCCUGCUCUCCAUCCACCUCAGUCCCCUGCGGUAAAGCCUGGCUUGGGGGUGCAACUGUGGGUCAUACGGAAGGGCAGAGAGGUGAAGGGGUAAGGAGAGAAGGUAGCACAGGCGACAGUGACCCCUGCAGCAAGGUCGUUCAGAGGGACAGCAGCACCCCAGUGCUACUACCCCCUGCUGCUCUUUACCAUUGUUCUUUGCUGCUCUGGGGAGUGGCAGAGAAGAUGUCUGGAGGGCUGGGUAUCCCCUCACAUCUGCAGGGAAAGUGCAGUGGAGAUGGCACUGUACAUCUGAUCUGAUCUACUUGCUGGGACCACGUGUGUUCACAUCUGCUCGUGCUUGGAACUUUUGCUGAUCUUCACAGUUGAGGACCAUGUUGGCAAUGGGGCUGCUGCCUGCCGUUGUCACCAUGGUGGUCACCAUAUUCUCUUCUCUUCAACAGGGGGAUGCAACUUUCAAAAGUGUUGACAUGUUCGUCGCCCUGAAACUGCUUUUCACUGCUCUGGACUCCAAGAACUUUCUCUUAUUUGUACUGAGGCAGAUAACAAACAGAAACUGCAACAUAACCUUUCCUUCUCCAUGUGCUGGCGUUCUGUGUUUUGGCUAUGUCUGUUCUCUUUUGCUCUCUGAUGACAGGGUUGCUUUGAAGAUGUGAAAGCUCAGAGGAUACAGGAGAACGAAAAAUCUAAAGAAGCGACGAAGCAAAUGGUGGAAAAGUUCAAAUUUCCCUUCUGCGCCUGGCCCUGUGCUAAAGCAUCCAAACAGUCAGGGAUGUGCAUCACCCCAUCUCUACUAUCCAUGUGAAGAAAUGAGGUGGCAACAGAGCAUGUCCUGAGGGGCCAACAACCCCACACACCCUGAAGCAGAUCUUUCCUCCUGGGUUGCCUGACUCUGAACAGCAGCGGUGCCAGAACGGCCCACUGGGGCUCUGCCUUCCACAGGACUUGGUCAGUACCUCCUCUCUGAUCCAAUGCUUCAGGCAGAGCAGCCAUGGUGAUCCAGCUUGAGCCAGAGAAGCCUCAGGACCAGGUGCUGCAGGGUGCAUGGCUCCCAAGGGAGGGCUGCUCCCUGCCAGCCACAGCAACGAGGGACUGGACUGCUGAUGUGGAGCAAUGGUUUCCUGAAGAGGAGCUGCCGAUGACAAAAACACUGCCAGGAUCCCCACUGUCAUAUUUUCCACCUGGUUUCUACUACCAGGAUGCUGCCGAAGAGGAACCCAAUUUCCUGGCUUGCAGCACAAGCUGGCCAACUCUUUGAUCAUGUUUUGUGCUGGAUACCCAAACUGGAGCCUCUCUCCACCCUCCUCAAUAAACCUGUCUGCCCGCCCAAGGCUCCAGCCUCUUCACCAAGGUGCACGCUGUGGGACCAGUGAUGUACUUGGGCUUUUCAGCAUUUCCUACAGGUGCUUCUCAUUUCAAUGAAGUAGGUGACUAUACAAAAAUGGCUUUGAAGAGGUUUUGUCUGCUGCAGAAAGCCAGGGCUCAGGAAUAGCUGUGCAAAAACUGCAACACUCAGAGCUGUGGUUUCACACGUCAUUGGCUGCCUCUGUCCCAACGCAUUCAGGAACCGUAUUAAAUGACGACUUGUCAUGUCAUUUUGUUUCUCAUGUAGUGACUUACCCCAGAUGUAUUACAUUUAGAGGAAACUCUGAAGAACCCUGGAAAAUGCUGGUGAAUGUGAUGAGGCUAAGGCAUGUCAUGAGGACUCUGGGGAGCUAGUGCUGCUCCCCACUGUGGUGCCAUGGCCCUCAGCUGUCUGGGGUGUUCUUGGGAGUAUUCAAAUGUCUUUUUGCCUGUGGCAAGCUUGCUAUGAUAGGGACACUGUGUAGGAGCUUGAUGUCACACCAGAUGCCUGAGAGGAAGCCAGUUUUGGCCUCUCCAAAGUUCAUGACAAUUUUAAGAACAAAAGGAAUAAAAUCAGGCACUUGGCAGUGACCCCAGGCUGUGUGUGGGCUUGGUCCCCUGCAAGCCUAAGGGACAAAGUCCAAAGCCCUGAGAUGCUGAGGAGACCCCCAGCUGGUGAGCAGCACCUGCUCAGUAGUCCCCUGCCUCAGCUGUAUUGGCUGUGUGCACAUCUGAUAGGAGCAUCUCCUCUAACACACCAUUUUCAAAACAAUUCUACAUGGUGGUCGAUGAUGCCUUUAAACCAGUGCCCCAGCCCUCUUCAAUACAGCCUUGCGGCCUUUCUCCUCUGUACCCCAAUGAACCCCCAAAUUUAUUCUCUUUACAUGAGGAAAAAGAGGUCUGUCCCCUGUUGCAAACAAUGAGGACCCUUGCUAUUUACCAUAUAUUAUUUAGCAGUGUCACAUGUACUCAUGACUGUUGGAUGCCUGAAGAGCUGGGGGGCAAGACCUCACCUCCCUGCAGCCAGAUCAAGAGGGGUCAGGGUGUAGAGGGGACAUGGGUUUCUCAAAGUUGUACAGCAGUGAUGCUGGGAGGUCAGAAACUGGCAGGAGUGUCUGGCAUUCCCAACAGCUAUUUUCGUGCCUGGAUACAUAGAAACAGGCAACAGGGAAAAGUGAGGCAGGGUCUGAGAUGGUUUGUGCCCUUGGGUGCAGCGUGAGCAUCUCACUAAGGUACCAAGAAAACUGCUAAAAACUUGUGUCCCCAAACUGAUGUCCAAACACGGAGCCCAAAGUCCCACUGUCUGCUGAGGACCAAGGUUACAGUGUCUGUACAGACAGUCUUUUCUCCCAGAUGUCUAGCCUGCUCAGGCAGAGGUAACCCAUGGGGAGUACAAGGGAAAGCAGAAACCAGCAUAUCCAACCUUCCUCAGCCAAGCAUCUUCACUGCAAAAUCAUCCUUAAAGAAAACAAAGAGCAAAAAGCUUUUCUUCCCCUUUUGACGAGCAACCAAUUUUCUCAGUGCUUCCCAGCCCCUGGCAGCCCACAGUACUGCUGAACAGCUCUGCACCUGGAUUCAGUCUUCAUUUAUUUUAAGACAACUUGCCACAAAACUUUCAUCCACAGCAGUAAAAAAACCCACCAUGGAAUAUUUUGGAGUGAUUCAAGGGCAAAUAUGAAUAUAUGAAAUAAAAACCUCUCUCUGUUUCUGCAAGAACAGUAGGAAAAAGUAUGGAAGUUUAACAGAGAAGAAAGUCUAAGCAAAUUUUUGUUGUUGUUGUGGGAGACAGUAGUGAACAAASCUACCCACUGCGAAAAGCUUUUUCCAGGAAGUGUAGGUUGCUAUACCCUGUAUCCCUUGAGCAGRAGGUGCUCGUGCAGCAGUUUUCAUGGUACUUGCAAGCAGUGCAUUUGGAAGAGCCCCAGCAACGUGCGUGAAGGAUGAAUGAACCUUAUGGCCCUGAGGCACCCCGUGCCAUCAGCAGCACAUCUGGCACCAUGAAAAUAUUCAUGGGCUUCCUCGCUGUAUUUGUUGUAGUGCAGACCAUUGGGACUGUGCUGUUCUGUUUGUAUCUUCACAUGAAGAUGGAUAAGAUGGAAGAGGUGCUGAGCUUAAAUGAAGAUUAUAUCUUCCUGAAGAAAGUACAGAAAUGUCAGACAGCAGAAGGUCACAAGUCRACAUUAUUGGACUGCGAAAAGGUAUUAAAGGGCUUCCAGAACAUCCAGUGUGAGGAUGGAGCCCUAAAGGAGCAGCCCAAGUUUGAAAUGCAGAGAGGUCCUGAGCACCAUGAGCACCCCAGUUUGCUGCACAAGAAUGAGACGUCUGUGGCAGCAGAGAAGAGGCAGCCGAUCGCAGUCCACCUGGCAGGUCAGCAGAGCAACAAGGCAGGCUCAGUGCUGGAGUGGAAGGAGACGAUGUAUGGCCCCACAAACAGCUUGAUAUCCAACAAGGAGGGGAAACUGAAGGUGGAGGAAGCAGGGCUCUACUACAUCUACUCCCAAGUCAGCUUCUGCACCAAGGAAGUGUCUUUGGCACCCUUCACCCUCUAUAUUUAUUUGCAUAUUCCCAAGGAAGAGGACCGGCUCUUGCUGAAGGGACAAAAGACACCGAGCACCUUGAAGUCCCUCUGUGAACUCCAGUCCAUCCGGGUGGGAGGUGUCUUCAGCCUUCGGGAAGGUGACAUGGUCUUUGUCAAUGUGACAGACUCCACAAAAGUGAAAUACAGCCAUGGCAACACCUACUUUGGCAUCUUCAAGCUGUAGUGAGAAAAGGACUGUCUUGAGCUGAGAAUCCAACCAAACUUUCUGGAGCAAAGUGCCUUUCCCUGUUUACCUUAUUUAUGUUCCUCUGCCUCUCUGUUUUUCUUCUUUCUUAAUUUGUAUAUUUUGUUAUUUAUUAAUGAGGCCCAAGGGUUCUUGAGAACAAAAAUGAAACAAAAUUUGAAGCUGUUUUGCUUCAAAAA